Molecule: messenger RNA, 2393 nt
Organism: Orbicella faveolata
Lineage: Eukaryota; Metazoa; Cnidaria; Anthozoa; Scleractinia; Merulinidae
Source: RefSeq, a predicted model, not a curated record
CAGCUUACUUCUGGAUAAAUUCAGCCUUAGAAGCCAGCAAGUGGUCCCAAAUUACUAUCUGUAUCCUUACAAAUGUCUUGACUCCCAUCUCCGAAAGAUUUGGCUGCAAUUUUUGAGCAAAUAACGGCUGCGAAGGAGACUACGCCAGAAGUGACGGUGAUUAAUUUAUUUGCAAUUUUGGGAGUAUUUCUUGUCGGUUAAAGCAAAUGAAGCGAAUUCUUUGGCUGUUUCGUGGCAGCGAGUUCAGUGGUGGGAGAAUAUUAAAUAUUUGCAAGCUAAGCGAAGAAGGUGUCAGAAUGUGCAAGAAUUACAUCUUUUGUAGGGAAAGACGGAGUUCUUGAAUUAUGUGACUCGUGUAACUACUUUGCUAGCCUUUUACUCAUGGAAAAAAACCAAUUAAAUUCGAUCAUGAUUUUUAAGAAAGCAAGCUGUUGUUAUUAGUGUUAUUAUCGUAUUGUUCUGGCCUACAUAUCCCGAAUGAAGUUCCAAAUUAAGACCAUUACGUCAUCGGAGAUUUCAGAACGGGUUCGACUGAUGGUGCAAUAAGAGGCUUAAACAGUACGUGUGUAGCGGUUGAUAUCAGUUGUUGUGUCACACAUUGAUCAAGUGAUUUUGUGUUUAUAGCCAUCAGUUAAUCAAGAAGGACUGCUAGUAGACAAGAAACGUGAAGGUAGAUGUUCGGGUGAUUGUUUUGGAAGCGCUUGGUUUUGUAGUAUUGCUGCUUUUAGCAUGCUUUUUGCCGUGAAUGUUUGAUUGCAAGAUAUUUAAACAGGUCAUGCAAAUCUUAAAGGUUGGACAAUAGGAAAAACGCUUGUUCGCGGAGGCAAAUUGUGGCGCGGCGAAAACUCUAAAUUGUUAAAUAGUUCUUGUGUAGUCUUUGUUUUCAGUUGUUGUGCUACAUAUUGAGGAAACGAUUUUGUUUGUUCCGUAAUCAGUGAAUCAACAAAGACCGCUUGGAGACAAGAAACAUGAAGGUUCCAAGAUUCCGUAAUCAGUGAAUCAACAAGGACCGCUUGCAGACAAGAAACGUGAAGGAUCCAAGAUUCCGUAGCUGAUCUACGAGUUUAUGGGUGAAGAGUCACCCUGUUCGUCCUAACAUAAAAAACGACUGAAGUUGAAACAAAGAAAAACAAAAUCAAACAAAGCUUAACAAAAGAGACUGAAGUUGUGACGAUAGUGAAAUACAGCACACAGUAUUGAAGUGAAUACUGCAUCAGAGGGUGCUCAGUGAGGACGUGAAGUUGUCAAACGCAGAUAGUAUAAUGGAGAUAAUAAAAGAAACUUCUUGUCGAUCUCGGUUUGCAUUUUUUAUUAGUAAUGUCGACAGCCGAAGGAACGGUAAAGGACGACGCUGUACAGAACCGAGUAGACUGCCUUUGAAACAGAUGAAACGGUUUUUGAAAAAGAGAAAACUAAGGAAAAGAAUUCGAAAUUAUGUAUUAAAAAAUGUUCCCAAGUCGUCAAAAGUUUAUCAAGUUGUCCGAGCUCCCUUUCCUCGGAAAACAGUUGUCUUUGCUAAUGGCAAACGUAUAACAGAUGCCAAUGAGUUUAAGAUGACUGAGAGAUACCCCUUGAGAAAUAGUUGUAAAAUUUUGUCCUUACGAAGUAAAAUGGCUCACGAGAGCUUAAAUCACAAAAAAAACAACAUUGCCAGUAAGCUCUCUGGGGAUAUAGAGACAAAUCCUGGUCCGUUUGUUGUAGAUCCUUCCAAAACCAUUCAUGCUCCAUAUAGUCAAGGAAAUAGUUUAGUUUUCGGUUUAAAUGCGGGAAAACAAUGUGUUGCAAUGAGCUCGAUAGCAAUAUUAUUCGACUUCAUCUAUUCAAUAGGAUCAUCCUCAGAUCUUAAAGAAAUAAUGAAUGUUGGUAAUGAGUUAUACACACGGCUAUCACAGUCGGCAGGAGAGGAUUUAUUAAUGUUGACGGAAUUACCUGAAGUAUUGUGUCUGAGAGAUACUAUGUAUAGAUUAAUAUACAGUGACAGCUACUUUGGAAAUGUGCACAAUUUUAAUGACUGUACAAUAGAAGCUCAUUGUCUACCCUUGAUUGAAGCGUUUCAAUUAUUGCUUAGAGAAAAUUUUAUAUCGUUUAUUCUCACAGUAACGACUUGUACGGUAGCCAUUCUUGUAAAAAGCAAUGGCACGUUUAAAGUUUUUGACUCACAUAGCCGUGAUUCCGAAGGAAUGUUUGAUCCCUGUGGAACCUGCGUGCUAGUAGAGAUAGCUUCUCUUGACGAACUAGUAGAGUAUUUUGAAAACUUAUUCGUUGGAAUUGGAGAUGCAGUUUAUGAAUUGAAAGGGGUUCAGAUAUCAACAGAUGUGACUGCAAGUUCUUCGUUUUAUUCCCUUGUGAAGGGUAAGGCUUUCCUCUCCACAGCCAUGAAACUGGAGGACUAA